Gavialis gangeticus (Gharial) is the source of this 3916-nucleotide messenger RNA. RefSeq names its product desmoglein-1-like. Gene Ontology annotation, cellular component: desmosome; plasma membrane. The record is from RefSeq and is a predicted model, not a curated record. The transcript is spliced from 16 exons. Lineage: Eukaryota; Metazoa; Chordata; Crocodylia; Gavialidae. Gene Ontology annotation, molecular function: calcium ion binding. The coding region runs from base 315 to 3797 and encodes 1160 amino acids. Gene Ontology annotation, biological process: homophilic cell-cell adhesion.
AAAUGUUCUCUUUGGUAUUCCAACACAGGUUUCAUUGCAAUAAGAAUUGAGGUGUGUCUAAGCUUUUACCUGGGAGCAAUAAUGAUGUUGUCAAGCGUUUCUGGUGAGACCAGCCCAGGAUUUUUGGGUGGGGAGACAGACUCUGUUAUACAGCAUCUUCAGUGCUUCCUUCAGAGGGAGGCAGAUACACUUUGAAAGAUUGGGUGUAAGGACAUCUACUGAGUGUCUUUUUACAUACACACCGGGGGAGGGGAAAGGGAACAGAAGUGUGACUAUAGUUCAGUUGGACUUGUAUCUAAGAGAAAUCAGAUGCAAUGGAUUGGCCCCUUCACAGAACAGCUGCUGUUGUGUUCUUAUUCAUGGUAUUCCUGGACAUCAGCACAGGGUUUCAUGUACAGGUGAAAGAAAUAAAUGAAAAUGGUGUGCAAAGAUGGAAGACCUUCAGAAGACAAAAACGUGAAUGGAUCAAAUUUGCUGCAGCUUGUAGAGAAGGAGAAGAUAAUUCAAAAAGGAAUCCAAUUGCCAAGAUCCGUUCAGAUUGUGAAGAAAACAAUCCAAUUAUAUAUAGCAUCAGUGGAGACGGAAUUCGAGAAAACUUCGUUAUUAAUCCAAGAACUGGAGAAAUUAAUAUAACGAGAAUAGUUGAUCGGGAGGUGACUCCAGGAUUUCUUAUUCACUGUUUUGCUAAACAUGCAUUGACUGGCAUAGAUUUAGAACCGCCUCUUGAACUUCAAGUCAGAAUUCUGGAUAUAAAUGACAAUCCUCCAAUUUUUACACAAAGUGUAUUUACAGGAUCUAUUGAAGAAUGCUCUAUGGACAACACUCUGGUGCUGAAAAUAACUGCAACAGAUGCAGAUGAACCAAAUAACUUGAAUUCAAAAAUUGCCUACAAGAUAGAAAGUAUGGAUUCUUCCGGGUCAAUGUUUGUUCUGAACAAAUACACUGGAGAAGUUCACCUAGCAAGCAUGCUUGAUCGAGAGCAACAGUCAAGUUACAGUCUUGUUGUGAGAGCCUCUGACCGGGAUGGAGCUGCAGAUGGAAUUUCAUCCUCUGCUAGUUGUAUUGUGAAAGUUCUUGAUGUAAAUGACAAUUUCCCAACUAUUGCACAAAGCUCAUAUUCAGCACAAAUUUCAGAAAAUUCACUUAGUUCAGAACUGUUACGGAUACAAGCUUUAGAUGCCGAUGAAGAAUUUUCAGACAAUUGGUUGGCAGAAUUUUACUUUUUAUCUGGCAAUGAAGACAACUGCUUUGAAAUAGUUACAGAUCGAGCAACAAAUCAGGGAAUUCUGAGAGUUAUUAAGGAACUGAAUUAUGAACACUUGUCAACUCGCCCACUGAGUAUUGCUGUUAGAAAUGUAAAUGCAUUCCACAAAUCUGUAGCUACUUCUUACAAACCUGCUGGAGUUCUCUGUGUUAUUGAAGUGCAAAAUGAGGUUGAGGGGGCAAGAUUUUAUCCGUCAGAAAUGACCUGUCCUGUAUCAGGAAGCAUAUCAGCUAAUCAGGUUUUGGGAAUAUAUUCAGCCACAGAUGAAGACACUGGACAAAUUGCCACAAAUAUCAGGUAUAUGAUGGGACAUGAUACAGCAAAUCUAUUUUGGAUCGACUCACGCACUGGAAAACUCAUUGUGAAAAAAGCAGUUAAUCAGCAGUCAACUUUUUUUACCAAGGGGGAAUACAAAGCAGAAGUUCUGGCUAUUACUAUAGGUGAACCUGUAAAAACUGCCACUGGUACCAUUGUGCUUAGAGUUUCAGAUUUCAGUAGUGACUGUCCAACUCUUAAUAUUCAAAUGAGGGAUAUGUGUAUGGAUUCACCAUCAAUUGUUAUCAAAGCACAAGAGCAAGAUGGUGCCCCAUAUACCUUUAGCAUAGAUGGUCAGCCUCACAAAGUAUGGCGUAUCAGAUCCAUAAAUGAUUAUUCUGCACAGCUGGUGGCUCAGAAUAUGGAAUAUGCUGUUUAUAAAAUCCCUGUCUAUGUGACAGACCGCAGAGGUAGAAGAUGUGUACAACCACAUCUAAUACCAGUCAGAGCCUGUCGCUGUGAUACCAGCAGAAGAUGUACAGAGGGUGCUACCAGAGUAAUUAUUAUUAAAGGCAGUGGAAUUGGCACUGGUGGUGGCGGCGGCGGCGGCGCUGGUGGUGGCGGCGGCGGCGCUGGUGGUGGCGGCGGCAGCGCUGGUGGUGGCGGCAGCGCUGGUGGCGGCGGCGGCAGCAUUGAUGGUGGUGAUGGUGGCACUAUUUAUGACGACAGCGACACUGGUUUUACCGGUACCAUCAGUGAAGGCACAGGUACAACCGUUGGGUAUAGUGAGUAUGGUGUAAGCAGUAUUUAUGAAGAUACCAGCCGUUUUGGUGGCUUUCAACCUGGAGCAAGAUUUGGUGGACUUACUACACUUAGUGCUGCUGCUGUUGGCCUGAUGUUUCUUGGUGGCUUAAUACUUGUAUUGAUUCCAAUUUUGAUGUCAAUGUGUGAUUGCUGUGGUUGUGGACCAGGACCUACAAGUGGAGCUGGGAUUGGAUUUGAACCUGUACCUGAAUACACAGAAGGGGCAAUUCAUUCAUGGGGAAUAGAAGGAGCACAGCCAGAAGACAGGGACGUUUCAAAUAUUCUCCUACCAGCAACUACUGACCCUCCAGGUGACUUUGCUGACCCUUCUGAUAUUUAUACAAAUGCAUACGGAGGAGGAGUAACAGCAGGUUCAGGGUUUGAAGAAACUACAGGGCUUGGGACUGGUCAUCAACCUACAGAUUAUGGAACAGCUACAGGUUAUGCAACAGCUGGUGCAAUUUCUGGAACAAUGGACAGAAAAGGGGUCUUUGGAGGGACGGUAAAAGAGUACAGUGAAGGAGGAAUGAAUAUGACUUUCUUAGAAAAUUACUUCUCUGAGAAAGCAUUUGCCUAUGCAGAUGAAGAUGAAGGUCGACCAGCAAAUGAUUGUCUCCUAAUAUAUGAUCAUGAAGGAAUAGGCAGUCCUGUUGGUUCCAUUGGCUGUUGUAGUUUUAUUGGUGACGAUAUGGAUGACACCUAUUUGGAUAGGUUAGGACCAAAAUUUAAGACUCUGGCAGAAAUCUGUUUGGGCAGAGAAAUAGAGCCUAUUCCAGUUCUUAAUGCUACCUUUCCAAGUCCUGAAGUUGAUCUAAAUCUGCCACCACCCGGAACCACUAUCAUUGUUAAUGGAUCUGUACCAAUGCCUCCCACAGCUGGCAGUACAACAGUUGUUACUGAAAAUACCUAUACAUCUGCAUCUGCUAUGCAGCCUGCAAGACCUGUACCUGAUCCUUUGCUCCACGGUAAUGUAAGAGUGACUGAGACUUACACAACUGGCCCACCUACACAUAGUGUUGAUCCUCUUCUUACACCAAACGUUGUGGUAACAGAAAGGGUGGUUGGUCCUGCCUCUGAUUUGCGUGGCAUACUAGAUAUCCCCAAUAUAACAGAUGGGUCAAAUGUUGUUGUUACAGAAAGAAUAAUCACACCCAAUUCCAGGGUUCCCGCUUCUUUGAGUAUCCCUGAUCUGGCAGAUGGUUCAAAUGUAGUGGUGACAGAAAGGGUAAUUAGACCAGCGUCAGGUAUACAAAGCAGUUUAAGUAUUCCCUCCGAGUUAUCAAAUGCCCAUAAUGUAGUUGUUACAGAGAGAGUAGUUUCUGGUCCUGGCAUGACCAGCAUGGGUGGCAUGAGUGGUAUUAGUCAAAUGUUGGGCUCAGACGCCCAUUUUACCCAGACCCUUGGAUCAGCUUCCCCUGGAACAGCUCGAAGAAGGGUGGCAAACUAUAGAACAGUACAGUAUUCUAAUCAAUAAGACUUCUAUUAGUAUUUUCAUUUUCCUGCAGAUAUCAUUGAUUUGCAUUCAAGUUUUUACAUUCAAAAAAACAACAAUGUAUAUUUUUCAUUAUUUAUAACUAGCAUAUAGUACUAAAA